AUGUCCGAACCUCCUCUCCAGGUGAAGCGCGUUGACCAUGUCUACAAUGUACAAACCCGCACAUGGGCAUACGAGGAUACCAAAGCGCAGAUUCAACCCCAGGUCCUGAGCGGCGGUAAGAUGGCAGAUGGUUCCGACGCCUGGCAGUCGUACUGCUUUGUGGUCGUGCGCAAGAUACCCCCACCGAACUCCGCUCCUGGUCUAGAGCCUACGGUCGUGGUCAGCAUCAAGAGUCCGUACCUGUUAGCAGCAUGCAAGAACGUCGUCGGAACUGUCCCCACCAUAUCAUGGACUGUUGACCCUCUAGAGCUUUCGAUAGAUCUGUUGAUCUCAUUCUUCCCUCGCUUCGUCGCGUAUCUAGACGAACUGCAGGGUAAGACGGACCCCUCGAGCGAGGAGGUGCAUAUCCUCGACAGUCUCCGUGUCCUCGUUGACUACCUGCGCGAGAACCAUCAGAUCACCAUCUCUAAGAUUCACAACCUCCUCACCCAUGGAGAGAUCACGUAUGACCUAAUCUAUGCUAUCCUCAUUCCUGGAACACUACUCGUCACCACGGACAACGCAACGGGGGAACCAUGCGCUCUCCAACUCCACAAUUACACGGCGGGACCCAUGUUCUACAUGUUGAACUGCACAGGUGUCGACGCUCUCGACCGUCCGCCCUCUGUGGACCUCUUUGGCGGCGUAGUUUCAAAGCAAGGUUCAGACAUGCCGAAGUUUGGCAGGGUUGAGCGAACGUUGCACUUGACACGGUUUCAAGGCGUCGCGAAGAUCAAACGGCUGUCUAUAUACCCCAUCGAGUACCACACCGACGAAGUGAAGCUCAAGCAAGCACUCCUCGCUCGGGCCCGCAGAUGGAUGGGGUUGAACGGCGUGCAGCAUGUGCAUUACCAGGGAACUGCGGUCAUUGCAAGUGCAACAGACUCCAUUAUGGGGGGCAAGAUCUACAUCAAAUACGAUGUUGAUUCUAGGAUCAUGAUUGACAGAAACGAAUUCACGCACCGCAAUGCAAAUUACGAUAUGCCUCGCGCCCAACUAGCAAAUGGCGGGCAGCAGGCCCAAGUCCCAAGGCAAGCGCAAGUACAGGGAACAGGAGCCGCGGCCGGAGCCGCGAAUCGCCGCGCAGUCCAGAAGCAAUAUCCGCUAUUUGGCCUUACGGAUUUCCAGACUUUACUCAGACAGGCAGCUGGAAAUCAGGAGCUAUCUGACGACGACCUCAUGCUCGCCACGCCCGUGCUGUAUGGCUUCAGCCUGUCCGACAAACUCUGGUUGGAAUUCAACGUCGAGAAGGUUCGCCCAAUCGUAUGGUCCGACGAGCCCUUCACAAAUCUCGUCCUCCCGGGAAAUCGGAGAGACCUCUUGCGCUCCCUCGUAGAGGCUCAUAAUUCCGACCUCGACUUCGACGACUUCGUGCAGGGGAAGGGCCAGGGUCUUGUUAUCAGUCUCUUCGGUCCUCCGGGAGUUGGAAAGACCCUGUCUGCGGAGGCCACGAGCGAGCAUCUCCGAAGACCGCUUUACAUGAUUGGGGGCGGAGAUCUUGGCGCCGACGCGACUGCUGUCGACACUACUCUGAAGCGCAGUGCAAUCGUGCUGAUAGAUGAGGCCGAUGUGUUCCUGGAGCAGCGCUCCAUGCGUGACAUCGCGCGCAAUGCCAUGGUCGCAGUCUUUCUGCGGCACGUUGAGUACUACCGCGGGAUCCUAUUCCUUACCACGAACCGAGUCAAGGCGUUCGACCCAGCCUUCCUCUCUCGUAUCCACGUCGCUCUACGUUUCCGGGAGCUGAGCAAGGAAGCGAAGCUAAAGAUCUGGCAGGCCUUCCUGCACAAAGUCCACACGGGCGACCUCACCGACGACGAACUGGACAAUUUGGUCAGUCGAGAAGUCAAUGGACGUCAAAUCAAGAAUGCCACUAGAACGGCCAUGUCUCUAGCGAAGAGUCGCGGGGAGAAGCUCGGGUAUAAGCACCUUGCGGAGACGCUUGACGCGAUGGAGGGGUUUGCUAGUGACUUUUAUGAGCGAGACUCGGUCACCGAGUCCUAG
Molecule: messenger RNA, 2040 nt
Organism: Rhodofomes roseus
Lineage: Eukaryota; Fungi; Basidiomycota; Agaricomycetes; Polyporales; Fomitopsidaceae
Product: P-loop containing nucleoside triphosphate hydrolase protein
Exons: 8
Coding region: 1-2040 (679 amino acids)
Molecular function (GO): ATP binding; ATP hydrolysis activity
Source: RefSeq, a predicted model, not a curated record